AGAAGUUGGGGGACCCAGGCCGGCACGCCGGGUGCUGCGCGCUCUGGUCCUUCGCCCCUCAGCCGGCCUGGAGAGGGCGGGGUCCGGGCUGGGGGCGCCCUUAAAGGAGCCCCGCCAGUCUACCUGACUCAAGGGGAGCAGCCCUCAUUUCCAGCACCUACAAUGGCAUUUUGGACGCAGCUGAUGUUACUGCUUUGGAAGAACUUCACCUACAGAAAGAGAAAGCCGCUACAACUGGUCAUCGAGCUGCUGUGGCCCCUGUUCCUUUUUUUAAUUCUGGUCGCUGUCCGUCAGUCCCACCCUCCCUUUGAACACCAUGAAUGUCACUUCCCCAAUAAGCCGCUGCCUUCGGCAGGCUUGCUUCCCUGGCUUCAGGGCAUCGUCUGCAACAUGAACAACCCCUGCUACCGGUAUGCCACGCCUGGGGAGACCCCCGGGGUCCUGAACAACUUCAACGAGUCCUUGGUCUCCAGGCUCCUGGCUGAUGCCCGGCUGGUACUGAGCAGCCCCAAUACACAGAGGACCCUAAGAAGCUUUGGGAAACUGAUGCCUUCCCUGAAACCACUCCAGGAGUCUGCCCUGCCACUCCAAAGCUACCUGCUCCCCGGAGAAACCUUCUCAAAAUUCCUGCAAGAGAAUACAUCCCUGCCUCAGUCUCUGGCUGAGGAACUGCUGGAGACCCAGCUUAGUUUACAAGGGUUGCCCCCAGCUUUGCCUUUGCCAGACCUGGUCUGCAAUGCCACCUUGCUGAGCACUUGGCUCAAUGCCUCUGAAGCUCUACAGAAAGGCCUGUGUGCCCUCCCUCCGAAAGAGCUCCGAGCCCUUGGGGCCAGCUUCCUGUCCCAGGCAGACCCGGACCGGCUGCUUGCUGCAUUGAAGGCCAAUAACAGACAGCUGAGCCCCAAGGCUGUGAGCACCUUCUUGGAGGCAUGGGAGGCUAUGAGUAGGGAGCUCUCUACCCUGCCCAGCUUAGCAGAGCUUCGAGCAGAGCUGCGGAGGGACCCAGGUCCAGGGGGACCCCUGGAAGGAGUGUCCCGAGUCCUUUGUGGAAAGUCCAGGGAUCAAGGCGUUGAAAUCCCUUCCCUCAACUGGUAUGAAGACGAUGAUCUGAAGGUGAUGUUGGGGCAGGGCCAAGGAAGGCUGGCCUCUCCUGUGGAUAACAACACCAGUCCUUUCUGCCAGAAGCUAAUUGAGUCUAUGGAGGCACAUCCCAUAUCUCGGCUCCUUUGGUGGCGGCUCAAACCCAUCAUUCUCGGCAAGAUCCUGUAUACGCCAGACACGCCUCUCACCCGCAGAGUCAUGGCCAAGGUGAACCAGACAUUCCAUCAACUGGCCCUGCUGAGGGAGCUGCAUGCCUUCUGGAAGGAGCUCGCACCCCAGAUCUCCAGCUUCAUGAAUAACAGUGACCAAGUGGCAGUGCUGAAGAGGGUCUUCCAGACAACCUCCUGGGAAGAGAGGCUGAGGCGCACCAGGAACAGAACAUCAGCUCUCCGCAGCUUCCUGGGCUUAGAUGGGAGUGGCUACAGUUGGAAAGAGGCCCAUGAAGACUUAACUCUGAUAGUGGACAAAGUGGGACAAGUGCUGGAGUGUGUUUCUCUGGACAAACUGGAGCCAGUGACAACUGAGGACAGCCUGAUGACACGGGCAGUGGAGCUGCUGGGGCAGCGGCGCUUCUGGGCUGGCAUUGUCUUCCUAGGGCUGCAGGAUGGGAGAGCUCCCAGCCACAUCCGACUCAAGAUCCGAAUGGAUAUCGAUGAUGUUACCAGGACUAAUAAGAUCAAAGACAGGUUCUGGGACCCAGGCCCGGCAGCGGAUCCCUUCUUGGACAUGCGCUAUGUGUGGGGUGGAUUUGUCUACCUUCAGGACCUUCUGGAGGGGGCGGUCUUGCGGGUGCUGAACAGCUCUGCCCACCCCGCCAGCAUCUACCUGCAGCAGAUGCCCUACCCCUGCUACGUGGAUGAUGUGUUCCUGCGGGUGCUGAACCGCUCACUGCCACUGUUCCUGACUCUUGCCUGGAUCUACUCUGUGGCACUGACUGUGAAGGGCGUUGUUCAAGAGAAGGAAACUCGUCUGCGGGACACCAUGCUGGCCAUGGGCCUGGGCCGCAGCGUCCUCUGGGGCAGCUGGUUUAUCAGCAGCCUCCUGCCCUUCUUGAUCAGCAGCGGCCUCCUCGUUCUCAUCCUCAAGCAGGGGGACAUUCUCCCCUAUAGCGACCCCCUCCUCGUCUUCCUCUUCCUGGCCGCCUUUGCUGUGGCCACCGUCUGCCAAGGCUUCCUGUUCAGUGCAGCCUUCUCCCACGCUAAUGUGGCGGCUGCCUGCGGAGGCCUCCUUUACUUCACCCUCUACCUGCCCUAUGUGCUCUGCGUGGCCUGGAGGGACCGACUGCCCCCAGCCCUGCGCCUGGCUGCGAGCCUGCUGUCUCCAGUGGCUUUUGGCUUUGGCUGUGAGUACUUCUCCCUGUAUGAGGAGCAGGGUGUGGGCAUUCAGUGGCACAACAUGGGCCAGAGCCCCGUGGCUGGCGAUGGCUACAACCUGGCACUGUGUGAGGCUCUGCUAAUCAUGGAUGCUGGACUCUAUGCUGUGGCCACCUGGUAUACUGAGGCCAUCUGCCCUGGUCAGUAUGGAAUCCCUCAGCCCUGGAAUUUCCCCUUCCGGAAAAGCUACUGGUGUGGAGAGCUGGCACUGGUCAGCCUGGACCUACCCUCUUCCAAGGAUGACCCUCAAGUGCUGGUGGAAGAACCAUCCCCUGGGCUACAGGUGGGUGUGUCCCUUCGGGGCCUGGUGAAGCUCUACCCAGGCAGCACCCGCCCUGCCCUUCAGGGGCUCAGCCUGGACUUCUACGAGGGCCACAUCACUGCUUUCUUGGGCCACAAUGGGGCUGGCAAGACCACAACCCUCUCCAUCCUGAGUGGCCUCUUUCCUCCCACCCGGGGAUCCGCCCUCAUCCUCGGCCAAGACGUCAGCUCCAGCAGGGCAGCCGUGCACCAAAGCCUGGGCCUCUGCCCCCAGCACAAUGUGCUCUUCGAUAUUCUGACCGUGGAAGAACACAUCUGGUUCUAUGGGCGUCUCAAGGGGCUUAGCCAGGCGGCGGUGGGCCAGGAGCUGCCUCGCCUCCUGCAGGAUGUGGGGCUCCCACACAAGCGGCAGGAGCAGACUCGUCACCUCUCUGGUGGGAUGCAGAGGAAGCUGUCCGUGGCCAUCGCCUUUGUGGGUGGUUCCCGAGUGGUCAUCUUGGAUGAACCUACAGCUGGUGUGGACCCAUUCUCCCGCCGAGGCAUCUGGGAGCUGUUGCUCAAAUAUCGGCAAGGGCGCACCGUGAUCCUGUCCACCCACUAUAUGGAUGAGGCAGAGCUCCUGGGAGACCGUGUGGCAGUGAUCGCGGCAGGGCAGCUGCGCUGCUGUGGGUCCCCCCUCUUCCUCAAGAGCCGUCUGGGCACUGGCUACUAUCUGACCCUGGUGAAGCACCAGCCCACCAUGCUCCUCAAGGCUGGGAAGGACCAUGAUGGUGGCAGACCCGAGGGGAACUGGAGCAAAGGCCUAGAGAGCAAGGAAGGUAGCCUGGCUGGUGCCACUGAUGUGGCCCAGUUGCUCACCCUCGUCCAGAGACUGGUCCCUGGAGCCCAGCUGGUGGAGGAGCUGGGCCAUGAGGUGGUGCUGACCCUGCCCUACGCUGGUGCCCAUAACGGGGCCUUUGGGGAGCUGUUCCAGCAGCUGGACAGGCGCCUAGAAGAGCUUGGCAUCUCAGGCUACGGGAUCUCAGACACCACCCUGGAGGAGAUCUUCUUGAAGGUGGCCGAGGACAGUGGAGUUGAUAGAGACCCAGAAGAUGGUGAGGGUCAGCCCCUUCGGCGGGGCCUGCCUGCCCCAACCUCUGCCCACUGCCAGAGGAUGAUGAAUGAGGAGCAUGCAGAGGAGAACGGGGAAGUGGCAGCAGCCAGUUCUGCAGAGAUGCAGGCUCUGCACGGAGAGCUGGGCAGCUCUGGACGAGUGCGGGGCUGGGCCCUCACCCGGCAGCAGCUCCGGGCCCUAUUCACCAAGAGGUUCCUUCAUGCUCGCCGCAGUCGCCGGGGUCUCUUUGCGCAGAUUGUGCUCCCUGCCUUCUUUGUGGGCUUGGCGCUCUUCUUCAGCCUCAUCGUUCCCCCCUUUGGCCACUAUCCGCCCUUGGAGCUGCAGCCUGACAUGUACGGCUCCCAGGUCUCUUUCUUCAGUGAGGAUGACCCUGGAAACCUCAGAUAUGCCCAGCUAUUGAAUGCCCUCCUGUCUGAGCCCACCGUCCACGGUUCUUGUGUGAAGAACAGCUCUGGCCUGGGCCAGGACUGUGCCCAGCCUGCUGACCACAGCUUCUCGGUGCCCCCAGUAUCUGAGGCUGUGGCUAGAGUCUUUGCCAUGGGUAACUGGACCCCGCAGUUCCCCUCCCCUGCCUGCCAAUGCAGCAGCCCCGGGGCCCGGAGGAUGCUCCCUGACUGCCCAGAAGCAGCGGGGGGCCUUCCCCCUCCCCAGAUGCGGAUAGGCCUGGGAGACGUUAUGCAAAACCUGACAGGAAGAAAUAUCUCAGACUACCUGGUUAAAACCUAUCCUCGGAUCAUCAGUCGGGGCCUGAGGACCAAGAAGUUCGUCAAUGAAAUUAGGUAUGGGGGCUUCUCCCUGGGGGGCAGCCCCAGUCUGGGCCAGGGCUCAGGGCCAGAGAUCCUCAGCACCAUCCAGGAAUUCCAAAGCUUAUUCUACGGCUCCCAGAACACUGUAGUGCAUCAUCUGCUACAGAAUCUCAGUGCCUGGGCUGAGGGUCUGGAUACACAGAACAAUGUGAAGGUCUGGUUCAACAACAAGGGCUGGCAUGCCAUGGUGGCUUUUAUCAACGUGCUGAACAACGGAGUCCUGCGUGCUUACUUGCCCCCAGGGGCUGACCCCCAGGCCUACCGGAUCACCACCCUCAACCACCCCCUCAGCCUCACCAAGGAGCAGCUGUCGGAGGCCGCCCUGAUGGCCUCUUCAGUGGAUGUGCUGGUGUCCAUCUGCGUGCUCUUUGCCAUGUCCUUCGUCCCAGCCAGCUUUGUGCUCUUCCUCAUCGAGGACCGAGUCAGCCGAGCCAAGCACUUGCAGCUCCUAGGGGGCCUGCCUCCAACCCUCUACUGGCUGGGCAAUUUUGCAUGGGACAUGUGUAACUACCUGGUGCCCGCGGGGCUUGUGGUGCUCAUCUUCCUGGGUUUCCAGCAGCAGGCAUAUGUGGCCCCCCCGAACCUGCCUGCCCUCUUACUGCUAUUGCUGCUGUAUGGCUGGUCCAUCACCCCACUCAUGUACCCAGCCUCCUUCCUGUUCUCCGUGCCCAGCACAGCCUACGUGGUCCUGACCUGUCUCAACCUCUUCAUUGGCAUCAAUGGCAGUGUGGCCACUUUUGUACUGGAGCUCUUUUCUAACCAGAAACUGAAAGAUGUGAGCUGGAUUCUGAAGAGAGUUUUCCUCAUUUUCCCGCAUUUCUGCCUAGGCCGAGGGCUCAUCGACAUGGUUCGGAACCAAGCCAUGGCUGAUGCCUUCCUGCGCCUGGGAGAUGAGCAGUUCCAGUCCCCUCUGAGCUGGGAGCUUGUUGGCAAGAACCUCUUUGCAAUGGCGCUGCAGGGGCCUGUCUUCCUUCUCCUAACCCUUCUCCUGCAGCACCGAGCCCAACUCUUACCUAGAUGGUCCCUGGGGCCUCAGCUCCUUCUGAGAGAGGAGAACCAGGAAGAAGAUGAGGACGUGAGACUGGAACGGGAACGGGUUCAGCAGGGGGCCACCCAGGGAGAUGUCCUGGUGCUGAAGGACCUGACCAAGAUAUACCCGGGCCAGAAGAAGCCAGCCGUGGACCACCUGUGCGUGGGGAUCCCCCCGGGGGAGUGUUUUGGGCUUCUGGGGGUAAAUGGGGCAGGGAAGACGUCCACGUUCCGCAUGGUGACAGGGGAUACCCCGAUGAGUGGGGGCGAGGCCAUCCUCAUGGGCUACAGCAUCCUGAGUGACCUGCAGGCGGCCCAGAGCCACAUGGGCUAUUGCCCCCAGUUUGACGCUAUCACAGAACUGUUGACUGGCCGGGAGCAUCUGGAAUUUUUCUCCCGACUCCGGGGGGUCCCUGAGGGAGAGGUUGCCCAGGUGGCCCAGUGGGGCCUGACCAAGCUAGGGCUGCUACAGUACGCAGACCAGCCCUCGGGUGGCUACAGCGGCGGGAACAAAAGGAAGCUGUCCACGGCCAUUGCCCUGGUGGGAGGACCGCCUGUCAUCUUCCUUGACGAGCCAACCACAGGAAUGGACCCCCGAGCCCGUCGCUUCCUCUGGAACAGUGUCCUGGGUGUCAUCAAGGAGGGACGCUCUGUAGUGCUUACCUCACACAGCAUGGAAGAGUGUGAGGCGCUCUGUACUCGCUUGGCCAUCAUGGUGAAUGGGCGUUUCCAGUGCCUGGGCAGUGCCCAGCAUCUUAAGAACAGGUUUGGAGAGGGCUACACGGUGUCCCUGCGGGUACCCACCUUGCACCCAGGGCCUGCCCAGGAUUUCAUGGAGGCCUCUUUCCCCGGAGCCCUGCUCAAGGAACACCAUGGCUGCCUGCUGCGCUAUCAGCUGCCCGCCGGGCACUGCCCACUGGCCCGCCUUUUCAGUGAACUGGCCAUGCACAGCCCCCACCUGGGCAUUGAAGACUUCUCUGUGACCCAGACCACACUCGACCAGGUGUUUGUCUAUUUCGCAAAGGACCAAGGGGAGGAGGACAGCCUCGGGAAGCCGGCCUCUCCCUGCACCCGGCCCAGUGCCCGAGUCCCCCACAGGGUCAGCUGCUUUCUGGAGGAUACCAGUGUGGCUGAAAGCUUGGUCUGAUCCUACAGGUGGAUAGACGCACAAGUGGACCCUCCAGCCAGGGGCCAGCCUGCUCUCCACAGGGUGGGAGGAGGGAACUUUGUGCCAUCCCUGUCCUGGGGCAGCUGCUACCACUUGUCUCCUGUCUCUUCCCCUCCCAGCCCCUAUGGGGCCCCCUUGUCCAGCCUAGCAAGAGGCUAGGCAGCGAGCAAAAGGAAAUGGCUCCGAGGACCCCCUCCCAAAGGGGACCUGCUGCUUCGGCUUCCCACUGUGUGAGCCCAAGGCCCCAGGGGACUCUCUCCACACACCCUUCCCCCAAAUAAAA
Molecule: messenger RNA, 7135 nt
Organism: Dromiciops gliroides (monito del monte)
Lineage: Eukaryota; Metazoa; Chordata; Mammalia; Microbiotheria; Microbiotheriidae
Gene: ABCA7
Product: ATP binding cassette subfamily A member 7
Exons: 50
Coding region: 163-6831 (2222 amino acids)
Biological process (GO): phospholipid efflux; cholesterol efflux; transmembrane transport
Cellular component (GO): membrane; intracellular membrane-bounded organelle
Molecular function (GO): ABC-type transporter activity; ATP binding; ATP hydrolysis activity
Source: RefSeq, a predicted model, not a curated record